Molecule: messenger RNA, 1146 nt
Organism: Cryptococcus deneoformans JEC21
Lineage: Eukaryota; Fungi; Basidiomycota; Tremellomycetes; Tremellales; Cryptococcaceae
Exons: 2
Coding region: 89-730 (213 amino acids)
Source: RefSeq, a predicted model, not a curated record
GUUUUUAUUCGGAUUAUAAAUUCAUUUGAAAAGACUCAAUUAAUCUUUCCACCUUCAUUUUCCACUCAACCUUUAUCGCAUACUCAUCAUGUUCGAAGACGAUGACUGGCUCAACGGCCCUCAGCAAGGAGGCGCGCAAGACCCCCUGGUUGAGCAAGAAUACACUCGUAUCGCCAGCAAAUACAGCGACGCCGGCUACAGAGAAGGUAUCACAGACGGUAAACUAUCCACUCUUCAACAGGGCUUUGACGAAGCUUUCGCUCAGUCCGUACCAUUGUCUCGCCGAAUCGGCGCAUUGCGCGGUAGAGCGGCUGCUCUUCUCGCUUUCGCAAAGGCUUCUUCCUUCUCUUCACCAACCUCUAUUCCUACCCUCAACUCCAUUCCUCAUUCUCGGCAAGCUCUUUUAGACGACCUCCACGAUUAUAUCAAACAAAUUUCUUCCAUUCGCCGUUCUGAGGUUUUACCCGAAGACCUCGAGCGGAUCGUCCACGAACGAGAAGAUUAUGCGGCGGCUUCCGCCUCUGCCAACAAUGGUGUGUUUGAGCUUGAUACGACUCAUGAGCGAAAAAUGGAAUCUUUGGAGAAAAGCUUGGAAAUGUUCGGCUCUACUUCAGGUACUAAGGCAAGCCAAGAUGAUAAGGAGGAAGGAGAAGAAAAGAAGUACGGGGAAGAAGGGAUUGAGAGGUUGGAAGCAAAGCUUAGGGAGCUAGAGGGGAGGUUCAGAGGUUGAAAGCCGCCUGGUUUUCCGCAUCUGCCCGGUCUUUCAACCUGCUGCAUUUUCCGACCUUCCAGGUCCGUCGACAUCAACAAGCGUCACCUCAGCCCCUGACUCUACCUUCAAGUAGUCGGCCCACUACCUCACCUACUUUCAAUUUCAGGUCUCCAUGGGAGACAACUUUUAUAAAAGGGAAAUGCGUCUUUCUACAAAAGAAGAGAGAGAUGAGAGGAAAUAUAUGGGCGGAUAAUAGAGAAGCUAGAGGGUGGAGUGAUAAUUGGGCUAUCUCCAUCGAAGAAAAUUGUUAUCGUUCCAGCAAAUUGAGGCGGAAUACGUAUGUAGAUCGAUCCAGAGUGUUAGAGUGUUUAACUCGAACGACGUGACUUGUUCGUCGUUCAAUUUGCAUGCAUGCAUGAACCGUUCAUAUCAAA